CACAGGCUUGAAGGCUUCCAUGCAGAUGCUUUCUGAGUCCAUGGAUUACGUCUAUGCUGACCCUCAAUUCUGCCAGGUCCCUUAUCACUUGCAUGCUGUCUUGGUCCACGAAGGCCAGGCCAACGCCGGGCACUACUGGGCCUACAUCUACCACCUGCCCCGAAGGGCCUGGCUCAAGUACAACGACAUCGCCGUGACGGAGUCCUCCUGGGAGGAACUGGAGCGGGACUCCUUUGGCGGCUUGAAAAACGCCAGCGCCUAUUGCCUCAUUUACGUCAGUAAGAAACUGCCACACUUCGCAGCAGGUGAGGAUCUGAACCCGGUCCUUGGCGAGGCCUCGUCCCUCUUCCCGGGGGGCCUCUGGAUGAGCUGGGCUUCCUCAGAAGAGCUGCCUUGUCCUCUGGUUGGGACCCUGGCCUCUUCCUAUGCGCCUCCGACCUUCAUUGGGAUUUGA
Molecule: messenger RNA, 454 nt
Organism: Thamnophis sirtalis
Lineage: Eukaryota; Metazoa; Chordata; Lepidosauria; Squamata; Natricidae
Source: RefSeq, a predicted model, not a curated record